UCUUCAACGCGAAAGUCAUCUUCUACCUCUAGAGUUCUAAAAUUCCCUGUCGCAAUAUUCCAUUUUCCUGCUUCUCAGUUUCUUCCCUAGGGUUUCAAAACCCUAAAUUCUCCGUAGGGCGCGUUCUUGUUCUUCAGAUUCUCAGUUCACGAUCCUAUUCCGUUUCUUUUUUAGGGCAAAAUGGAGAACGCAAUGGCAUAUCUUGGAGAGACGGGAACAAUCACAGAUACAGAUCUGGUGCGAGGAUGCUUUAGCCCAGAGGGUUCUCCGGAAUAUCAAUCUGCUUUUCCACUUUACCAACUCUGUAUUGAGACCUUCCCAAACGUGUUAGGCAUGAGACUCCUGCAGUUUUAUCUCAACAAUACCGAUAGGGAUCUCAGGAACAAAGCACUGCAACUUCUGUCCUUCUCCCUCUCAGAUAAACCCUUCUCUGCAUAUGCCCUUGCUGAUCUCAAGCCUCUACUUCUCUUAUGCCUCAGAGAGCACUCAAAUAUAGAAAAGAUUGAAGGAGAAGCGGAUUUGAGUCUCCUAAGGAACAUUGUCUACUCCGUGACAAUAUUACUGUACGAAAACGAUCUGACAUGGCCAGAGCUUUCAUAUUACCUUUGCGAUCUAGCCAACAGCGAGCCAUUGUUGGGUUUCUACAUUUUCCUUGACAUGUCAACAUCUUUGAAAUGGAACUUUCUGGUUCGCUUCUAUAGAGAGUUUAAAGAUGAAGCUAAGAACAUAGUAGCAAUGCCAGAACACCGUGGAUCCGAAGAAAUCGUUGCAGCCUUUGGCACUUUAGUCUACAUUGGUAUUCAACUAAGUCGUCAUCCGAAAUUAGACCAAGACUGCAUACAGAUUCUUGAUGAAAUUGGCGAUGCAACAAGAAACCUCUUGGAAGAUACAAGAGAGCUCUACAAAUCUACCAACGAGAUUGGUCGUCUUCUACAACGGAACAUCAAGGUCUACAAUAUCUUGCCAGCUCAGAAAGAAUUUGUAUUCGACGUUGCGUACAAAAUGAUACGGGUGACUCUACCAGUAAAAAACCAAGAAGCAGUCCUGAAUAUGCUUGCGCUUACAUUUCUGAGAUGAAAAAAGAGUUGCAGAGAGUGGAAGUAGAUAUUGAUGAGCGAGGAUUUGAAGAGCUCUGAAAUAAACCAGACUCAAAAAUAUUGGAGCUUUCUUGUUGUGAACUCUGAAAAAAGCACUGGUCUUUCUUUUUAAUUACUUGGAUUUGACUUUUCUUUGAUCCAACAUAUGAGGAUUGUGGAUGUACAAAGUACAAUAGGAUCAGCUGUUUCAAAAAGAUUGUAUCCGUCCAAUGUGUGAAUUGCAAACCUGAGAUUCAGUUAACUGGCAAUUAAAGCGCAGGGUAGUCUUGAUUUCUG
This is a messenger RNA of Camelina sativa (false flax), 1373 nucleotides long. RefSeq lists its product as uncharacterized. The record is from RefSeq and is a predicted model, not a curated record. NCBI's taxonomy places the organism in Eukaryota, Viridiplantae, Streptophyta, Magnoliopsida, Brassicales, Brassicaceae.